This is a messenger RNA of Phaeodactylum tricornutum CCAP 1055/1, 1169 nucleotides long. RefSeq lists its product with no specific name. The transcript is spliced from 3 exons. Bases 105 to 1169 code for a protein of 354 amino acids. The record is from RefSeq and is a predicted model, not a curated record. NCBI's taxonomy places the organism in Eukaryota, Bacillariophyta, Bacillariophyceae, Surirellales, Neidiaceae.
CAUACUUUCACUAAUCAGCACAGAACGGAUACGAACACGGGAUAGCCCGUCACCGACGUUGAGUCUGUACAAGUCAUAGUACUUGUGCUUAUCCCGUUGGAACGAUGAAAUCUUAUGUUCUGCUCGGUUUUGUGCCAUUGUCUGCCGUGGCCUUUUGCGUCGUCCCACACGUUUCGCGGACAAAUAUGAUACUAUCCUCUCGCCGGCAGAAAGACUCCCUGAUUGCAUUGCACAUGGGCAAAGGCUUGAAUAGCUUUCGCAAUAAGCAGGCGGAAUUAAAAAGAAAGAUGGAAAUUGCUAAGCAACAGAAGGAAAUAGACGGCGAGGAAGUUCCGGUCAUCGACGAUGUAACUGAGAAAACUUCAUUGACGGAUAUCGAGAUUAAAGAGCAGAACGACCGACUACGAUUUCAAGAGCUUCUGAAAAGGAGCGCGUCAAAUGUUCUCAACGAUUACAGUUCGGAUGGAUAUUUGAGCAAGGAUCAAGAGGAGGAAGAGAUCGAGGCAGCACGAGCUGGUGUCGAUCGCUUAUUCGAAGGUGACCCAGCACCAGUGGACUGCUUUGAGGAGAUAGUGAACAUCAAGUCAGAGAACGCAAUUGGGCGAACUGGCAAAGAACGUCUCGUCCCGUGGCUUCGGAAGAACCCUGAUAGGCAACGAGACUAUCUGAUUGUACUGACGGAUCCUCGACCAAAGUCCGAUGAGCUUCGGGAGACGAUAAACUCUCUUGUAUCGACGUUGCCUUCCGAUAUUUUAUCUCGAAUGAUUGUUAUCAAUGCGGACAGUCCGUCGGAAAACCGCCGUUGGCUCAAGAAGAGUGGCUUCGAUGAAAAGAUUGACGUGUACUCGGAUGAAAAGCUAGAAUGGAUGAGAGCCUACACGGCACUUGGGGAAAAACGUUGGAGUAUGACAAUGUUUGUUAUUGCUGAGGAACGCAUCCAGAAGCUUGCGCGGGCUGUCGAUCAAUAUGCUGCACCUAAGGUGUUUCGUAACGCAGUGAAAGUAUUGAAUGACUCAAGGCGCUCUCGUAAGCUCACCAGUCAUGUACAUACACACCACGCUUCUAAAUCGAAUGGAGGACUUACACAAGGGGCGGCGGAUAUUCGACCCAAAUUGCGCGCGCGGAAAGUUACGUUCAAUGUGGUACCCAACUUACACAGACGAAAGUAG